AUGCACGAUCUUCUUGUAAAUGUAUGGACACCAGAUGCUGAUUUUGUGUUUCCAGCAACGGAAAUCAACAAAAAGAUUUUGAGAUUUCAAUUUUCGUGGUUGCAAAAGUAUCCUUGGUUAAUAUACUCAGCCGUUGAAGAUGGUGCCUAUUGUCGAGUUUGCAUUUUAUUCGCGCAAAAGAUAGUUGGAAAAGGAAAGCAUGAACGUUUCAAUUCGUUAGUGCAACCUUGUGUCAAAGAUUGGAAGAGAGCUUUAGAAAGAUUUAAAGACCACCAAACUAAGAGAUAUCGCUUGGACGCCUCCGAUGAUGCACAGAAUUUCAAGCUAAUAUAUGAAAACAAGAGAAAUGACUUCAUUAUUGAGAUCGACCAGAGCCGAAAAUGGCUGCAAAUAGAAAAUAGACGAAAGCUUACUUCAAUCAUUCGCGCGGUCUUAUUCUGCUGCAGACAAGGAUUGGCACAGCGAGGACGUCGAGAUGAUGGCCCUUUACCACUGGAUAUACCAGAAGAGAAUGACGGGAAUUUCAGGGCACUUUGGCGUUUCGCUGUGGAUAUUGGAGAUUUAGCACUGCAAGAACAUUUAAAGGUAGCGGGUAGUAAUGCAACAUAUCUGAGCCAUACAGUUCAAAACGAGAUCAUCGAUGCUGGAGCGGAAAUCAUCACUAGAGACUGUAAAAGGCCUGCCUGA
This is a messenger RNA of Belonocnema kinseyi, 687 nucleotides long. RefSeq names its product zinc finger MYM-type protein 1-like. The record is from RefSeq and is a predicted model, not a curated record. The transcript has a single exon. Lineage: Eukaryota; Metazoa; Arthropoda; Insecta; Hymenoptera; Cynipidae. Bases 1 to 687 code for a protein of 228 amino acids.